GGCCCACGCCAUGAAGUGCUGCCGCCUCUGCGUCUUCGACGCCUCCCGGGGGCCCCAGCGGCUGAUGCGCGUGGGCCUCGCGCUCAUCCUGGUGGGUCACGUUAACCUGCUGCUGGGAGCUGUGCUGCAUGGGACGGUGCUGCGGCACGUGGCCAACCCCCGUGGCGCCGUCACGCCGGAGUACACCACCGCCAAUGUCAUCUCCGUGGGCUCCGGGCUGCUGAGCGCUGCCGUGGGACUUGUGGCCCUGUUGGCAUCCAGGAACCUGCUUCACCCACGACUGCACUGGGCCCUGCUGGCACUGGCUGUGGCAAACUUGCUCUUGUCCGCUGCCUGCUCCAUGGGCCUCCUCCUUGCCGUAUCACUCACUGUUGCCAACGGUGGCCGCCGUCUUAUUGCCGAUUGCCAUCCAGGACUGCUGGAUCCUUCUAUACCGGUGGACCAGGGGUUGGGACACACCGACUGCCCUUUUGACCCUACACGAAUCUAUGAUACAGCCUUGGCUCUCUGGAUCCCUUCUCUGUUCAUGUCUGCAGCCGAGGCUGCAUUAUCUGGUUAUUGUUGUGUGGCCGCGCUCACCCUACGAGGAAUUGGGCCCUGCCGGAAGGAAGGGUUUCAGGAGCAGCUAGAGGAAGUGACAGAGCUUGACCCUCCUGAAUGUAAAAAACAGGAGAAUGUGCAGCUACUGGAUCGUAGUCAGGAAUUCCAGACAUCACAGAAAACCUGGGUGUAGGACAGGCAGGUGCUGUUCUAAGGCUCAACCCACACGUGUUUUCAGCUAAGGAAAGGGCCCUGACCCUAGGGUGAUAAAAAUAAUUGUAAUAAAAGAACCUCUGUUUUCUUC
Jaculus jaculus (lesser Egyptian jerboa) is the source of this 844-nucleotide messenger RNA. RefSeq names its product keratinocyte associated protein 3 (gene Krtcap3). Lineage: Eukaryota; Metazoa; Chordata; Mammalia; Rodentia; Dipodidae. Bases 11 to 733 code for a protein of 240 amino acids. The transcript is spliced from 7 exons. The record is from RefSeq and is a predicted model, not a curated record.